Molecule: messenger RNA, 1140 nt
Organism: Pleurotus ostreatus (oyster mushroom)
Lineage: Eukaryota; Fungi; Basidiomycota; Agaricomycetes; Agaricales; Pleurotaceae
Exons: 3
Coding region: 1-1140 (379 amino acids)
Source: RefSeq, a predicted model, not a curated record
AUGUAUCCCCCGCUACUUGAAUGGUCGUAUAUCGAUUACCAUGAUGGGUGGCAAAACCAGCCGAUGGAACUUGCCCCAUUCGACCCUAAUUAUCUUCGGUUUGAAGACACAAAUAACGGGACAUACGGUUCGCUGCCUCCUACCCAAGAGCCGUGUAAAUACCAAUACGGCUCUCUCCUUGAUGGGGAUCCUCAGCUUGACACUCGUUCUCUACCCCAACAAGCAGAGCCAACAGCUCAAGAACCUCACUAUGCCACCGCCGUGCCGUCCACCUCAGGCAACUCCCAUGCAUAUACCGCGGUUCAUAAUGCACAUAUCUACCCUCCUACCGCGCUUGAUAACAUGUCCAUGGGUUGCCGAACCGAUGCGAAUAAUAUUGAUUUCUCGGUGAACAACGUAGAUGAUAUCCCCUGGGAUCCUUCCUUAGACUCUUUUCUACUAAGCCUUCAUCCAUUCCACCCUAUUCCAACCUCCUCCAUGUCGGCUCGCCCCGAUACCCAGCUUCAAGUUGGCCCUUUGCUGACAACGCCGGCGCAGCCAUUUGUACCAUCGCCAGAAGGCCUUGUCGAGCACCCAAUCACGCCCUCGUAUACCCCGCUAUACCAUCCGAUCCCCCGCUCAUACUCGAAUAACUCAUUGACAUCGUUCUCAGAUGAGAUACCCCGCUUACCAAGUGCACACAUAUCACCGCCCGCUACAAGGGAACCCUCGCCUCCUCUUCAUGAUCCCAAAGGCUCGCCACGGAGCACUGCCGAUGUCUCCCCAGGGGACGAGCUGAGCUACGACGAUGCCGUGCGUCAAUUCAAAGCUACCAAACGCCAACGACGCAUUGCGAUCAAAUCAAAGGUCAUCGCAUCCUCCGGCGCAUCAAUACAAGUGGUAGACGGAUCGAGCGAGUUCGCACCUAUAUUCAGCGAGCACGACCAGAUGUGGUAUUGCAAUAUGUGCGGGAAAGGCAUCAAACGCCAUGGCGACGUUAUCCGACACUGGCGGUCGUAUAACUGCCCUGUUCGGAAAGCCGCAAAUAGAGGAGCACCCAAGAGGCUCGUGUGCCCAUUUCCCUCUUGCAAAUACUCGACUGGAAGGCGUGAUGGCCUUUCACGCCAUCUCAACGUUCACCGCCCUGGUGGGGAUUCAUAA